AUGAUCAAUUCAACCUUAUUCAGCAAACCUAAAUAGAGACAGAUCUAUUUAAUUUAUGCAUCUCGCAAUUAUACAUAACCAAAACCAACUCCACGAACUCAUCUUAAAUUACCUAAUUGUUCUCCUUAGUCUAGAAUUAAUGAUAACAAAUUAAAAAAAAAAAAUAGCAUUUUUACACCCAGAAUACAAAGAUCAUAAUAAUAGAGUCCUGUUAUUAGAUAAUAAAUUAGAAUUAGAGAUUCAAGUGAAAGCAUUAUGAAAGAGUUAGAAUUAUCAGGGAACGAAGAUUUGAAGGAAAUAAACAAGAGUUUACUUUUGACUUCCUAAGAGAUUAAUAAGAAAAUGCAAUUUAGUAUAGAAUCAUAUUUAAACAAUACAUUAAAAUAAAAGAAAAUCAAUCAUAACCUUAAUAAUAUGAUUGACUUUGAUUUGACAUAAGAUAAUAAUUCUUUUCAUUCAUUUGAAUUCUCGAGAAGUCGUAGAGAUACUCCUCUUUAACCAAUCAAAGUUUAUCAUAAAAAGUGA
Paramecium pentaurelia is the source of this 525-nucleotide messenger RNA. Lineage: Eukaryota; Ciliophora; Oligohymenophorea; Peniculida; Parameciidae. The record is from the annotation of a GenBank genome assembly.